Molecule: messenger RNA, 10053 nt
Organism: Tympanuchus pallidicinctus (lesser prairie-chicken)
Lineage: Eukaryota; Metazoa; Chordata; Aves; Galliformes; Phasianidae
Gene: TRANK1
Product: tetratricopeptide repeat and ankyrin repeat containing 1
Exons: 25
Coding region: 361-9267 (2968 amino acids)
Molecular function (GO): protein binding; ATP binding
Source: RefSeq, a predicted model, not a curated record
UCCUGCAGCAGUCCUGCACGGAGGAGCGGGGGGCGAUGCGUGCUGCUGAAAGGGAAGAGCUUCCGUGUGGCCCCCCGGCUGAGCGUUGUCUUCAGUGGUUUUGGAUCCUUUCUCCGGAGAGCAGUGCUGUGUUUGAGGUCGUGGAAUGGUCACUUAGAAGCAGACUUGUUCAUCUGAGAGGGAGCUGGAGCACCGUGUGCGCUUCAGAAGAGCAAAACCCAAAAGGUCUUCAGGCACUGAUAAUAGACUGACAUCACAGCAGUUUCAUGCAGUAAUCAAGUUUCAAAGCGAUUUUGUGUACAUUGGAUUAUUAAAUGUCUUGCUGGGAAGGCUGGAUAAAGGAAAAGUCAUAAAGUUAGCAUGGAUGCCAUGGAAUAUGCACAGUUUAUGAAACAGGAUGGGAAUCAGGAUUUUAAAAAUGGAAAUUACACCCUGGCCAUCAGGAAGUAUGAUCAAGCUCUGUAUAUGCUCGUUCAGUUAAGGCAAUGGGGCCUGUGUUCUGGGGACAUAGCUGUAUUAUACUGCAACAGAUCAACUUGCUUGUACAAUCUUGGUAAAUGGAGAGAAGCAAUGCAUUCAGCCUUUGAGAGCUUACGCUGGGAUCCAGAGUAUGUUAAGGCUUAUUAUAGAGCUGGCCACUCGCUGAUCAUGUUAUCAAAUGCUUGUAAUGCAAUUUCUAUGUUUCAUAGAGGUUUGACUCUUCUAAAUGCUUCUGUAGACCAAGCUCAAGUUGCUGAUUUUAUAGCAGGAAUCUUCACGAGUGUCAAUGAUGAACGAGUCUUGCCACAAACUUUCUACCCUGCAUGUGAUUAUAUUUUCAGUGCAAGGUUUGAUGCACUGAUUUGGCAAUCUGUGAUGGAAAAGUUGGCUCAGAAAGGGAAGUGGCAGUCUUUUCUGUUGUUGUUGUCCAAGAAGAAAGACUUGCCCACCAAUCUUAGAGUCAACCAGUUACCACUGAAAAAUCUCUUUGAGACUUUUGAGUUGUAUGGAUGUGAUGAGACGAUGCAAAAUGUAGCAGAAUUAGUCAAAUGGCUGAUUUCCAUUGGGGCAAAAGUUGAAUCCAUUGGAGUUCAUCCCCUUCAUGCUGUUAUCAGACUGUGUAUCAAAGCAAAAAAGAACCAUAUUUUCAGAUGGUUACUGUCUCAGAGGCCAGACUUGAAGGAUAGAAUCAACCAGCAAGACAGAGAUGGAUGCACUCUCCUGCACAUUGUGGCAUCUUCCAGUGACUAUUCUCGGAAACGCAGUCAAACAGAAGAUGUGCUCAUGCUUCUGAAUUUUGGGGCUGAUCCCACCAUUCCAGAUGCACGGGCAAGAAGCGUCAUAGAUAUUUUGAAAAAGAAUAAAAACUUUGAUGCUGUCAAAGCAGUCAGCAGUCACAUUGAGAAACACACUUCCUCCUCUGUGGAACUGGAAGAGGAAGACAGAAGAAAAGCUGUAGUCGAUUCUUUCCUGGAUGCUCUGGAACAGUUUGUCAAGUUCUGCAGUUUUGAAAAUGGGUUACAUCACAAAAAUAUAUUGAAGGAAGAUGUGUUUCAGAGAUUUCUGAAGCUGCUUUCUUCUAUGAAAGAAGUUCCUGAAGGGGUGCUUUGCAACAUCUCCCAGGCCUGUGCUAACAGCAUCAUAAAACUGUUGUUGAAGAAGCAAAUGUGGCAUGAAGUUUUGCUGUUGCUAACAGGGAAAGCCAAUGGGGAAAACACAUCAGAUGGAGGACUCUUAAAAACCUGCAGUCUUUCAGAUGUUGACAUUGGCAGCAUUAUCCAGCAGUGUGACAGACUGGAUGAGCGAGUCCACCUCAUAAGAUGCUUGGUAGAAAGAGGAGCUUUGCCAGAUGGGACCGGAGCCAAAUCUGAAACACCACUCCAUAUCUGCCUGAAGAAGAAUUACUUUGAACUGGUGUAUUUGCUGCUGACCAAGGGUGCAGAUCCUCAGAAUGUCUCCUUUGUAAAAGGAGAUACUCCUUUGCAUGCAGCAGUCUACAUCUGUUUAGAUAAAAGAGAUGGCACUGGCAUAAACAUCCUGAACUAUCUGCUUGAUCUCUUUGCUUCAAGACCUUCUGACUUUCCGUAUCUUAAUCCAAAUAUACAGGAUGAUAGUGGAAAUACAGUGAUGCAUGUUAUUUUUCAGAGAGGAUUUUCAAAGCAGACAAAGAGAAUAAUGGAUUCAUUGGCAAAAUUUGAUGUUAACUUUAAUAUAAAGAACAAAUUAGGAAGAGACGUGAGGCACAGAAUUAAGAAAAAUGACCCACUGCUACUUGCCUGGAAUACUGCUGUAUCAGAGAAGAAGAAAUAUCGGCAGGAUAUAGCAGGGCAGUCAGUUAAAACACUUAAGCCUACUCCAGCUUCUGAUGUGUCACAGACAAAGAAUGGAGGACGUUCGUCUUCUGGGUCCUUAUUGAAAGUACCAUCUGGCAACACAGCACGUAAUGAUGUAAAAACUCUGUCUUCUGUAAAGACAAAAAAUGAUCAGUUGUCAAAGCAAGAAAUGGAAAAGAUAAACAACCCCUUAACUGUGCAGGAAAGUCUAGUGCAGGAAAUUGCAACUCUAAUUCAGCAAUUGAAAUGGGGCGAUGCCCCGAGGAAGGAUAAUUCUGUGGUACAAAAACAAUCUUCAGGCCAGACCAAUUUGGAAGAGGGAAAAAGUGCAUCCUUGCAGCUUGGUGGAAGUAUAGUUUAUUCUGAAGGAAAAGGAGAUGACAGAGAGAAAAAGAAGGGAGUGCAGGAAUUUAGUGUGGGCCUGUCUAAUGGAGAGAAGGAAGAACCAGAGGAAGAGAAGAUUCUGGAUGUUGAGGCAUAUGUGCAGGAGUUUGAUAACAUGACUUGGGAAAUAGAGUGCACUCCUGAAGCACUGAAGACCUUGGGCAGCAAAGAUGUACCUCAUUACCUGAAAACUAAAACUAUAAUGACAAUUAAGAGGCUUGGCAACGGGGAAUGGACUAGGGGUCUUCAGAAGCCACUGAAACAUUUAAAAGCUGAUAUCCAGCUUUAUGAAGCCAAACUGGGGAAAGGUGCAAGAAUGCUAUGGGAACUUGCGAUUGACUUUUCUCCUCGUUGCAGUGAGAGUGCAGAAAAGAUUAUGGAGACAGAACAGACAAAAAGUCUUCUAGAAAAAUCAGGAAGAGUUUACACAGAAAUGAUCAGAAUUUGGGCCAUUGUUCUUGAUCACUGCAAGCUGAACCGUGUUUUGGACAAUAUAUGCUUGUCCUACAAUCGUGGGUUAUCUUGCAUCUUAAGGAAAAAGCUCAAAGGCAUAAAUGAAGGACAUCAGAACUACAAUGUGACAACACAUAAGCGUGUUCCACGUUGUUAUGUUGAAGACUUGGAGAGGGAAAAAUCAAAAGAACAUACUAUCCCUGAGUAUUUCCCUCCAGCCAGUGCAGCAGAAAUGGAAUACAAUAUAAUGAAAUUUCACAGCUUCAGUACUAACAUGGCACUUAACAUUAUAAAUGACGUACAUUCUGCUGUUGAGUACCCUUUCCGAGUUGGGGAAUUGGAGUACGCAGUAAUUGACCUCAAUCCAAAGCCCAUGGAACCAAUCAUUUUAAUUGGGCGAAGUGGGACUGGGAAGACGACUUGCUGCUUGUAUAGGCUUUGGAAGAAAUUUUAUUCGUACUGGGAAAAAUCCACCAUGGCAAAUAGUCCUCUGCUGGAGAGGCAGACUUGGCGGCAGAGACAGUGCAGCGAUGUUGAAAAACCUAGGUUAGAAAACGAAGAGUGUGAAGAAAAACAAGACAGCGAUGAUUCGAGUGAGGAGCAGGUGAGUGAGGAGCAAGACCAGGACACUGAGGAUGAAGAAGUUGCUACGGGCACAACUGAUACGGAAACAAAUCCGUGUGAUGACCGUGAAGAAGACCAAACGUGUAACUCAGAAGAACCAAACAGACUGGAGCAUCUGCACCAGAUCUUUGUAACAAAAAAUCCCGUCUUGUGCCAAGAAGUUCAGAAGAAUUUCAUUGAACUCAGCAAGUCUUCUAAGGUAACCAGUCAUUUCAAGCCUCUGGAGCCGAAUGUUCACAGGCUACAAGACGUUAAAGAUGAAAAUUUCCCACUGUUCGUCACCUCCAAGCAGUUGUUGCUGUUACUGGAUGCAUCUAUGCCUGACCCAUUUUUUCCAAGGAAUGAGGAUGGGAGCCUUAAGAGAACCAUUGUUGGUUGGAGUCCCCAGGAAGAGUUGGUGAUACCAAAUUGGCAAGGUGAAGACGAAGAGGGUAAUGCUGAAGCCGAAGAUGGUGAUGAGGAAAGAACUGCUGAUGGAUACUCUAGGGAGAGUGACCUUCGGACUUUUGUGACUUACGAUUUGUUUGCAAAUGAAAUUUGGCCAAAAAUGAUAAAAGGUAAAAGCUUGUACAACCCUGCACUUGUUUGGAAAGAAAUAAAGUCCUUUCUGAAAGGCUCUUUUGAGGCAUUGAGUUGCUUCGGGGGUAAACUUACAGAGGAGCAGUACAAAAAACUGGGCCGGAAGAGAUCACCAAACUUCACAGAAGACAGAAGUGAAAUCUAUCACCUCUUUUGUCUUUAUCAACAGAUAAGGUCUCAGAGAGGCUACUUUGAUGAAGAAGACUUGCUGUAUAACUUAUCUCAAAGGCUCUCAAAGCUUGGGGAGCUGCCAUGGUCCAUCCAUGAGUUUUAUGGUGAUGAGAUUCAGGAUUUCACACAGGCUGAAUUAGCACUGUUAAUGAAAUGCAUCAAUGACCCCAAUUCCAUGUUUCUAACUGGUGACACUGCCCAGAGCAUAAUGAAAGGAGUCGCUUUCCGGUUUAGUGAUCUGAGGUCACUGUUCCAUUAUGCAAGCAAAAACACCGUGGACAAGAAGCAGCGUGUUAGAAAACCAAAAAGGAUAUAUCAGUUGUACCAAAACUACAGGUCUCAUUCAGGUAUUCUCAGCCUUGCGUCUGGAGUGGUUGAUUUGCUUCAGUACUAUUUCCCAGAAUCUUUUGAUCGGCUUCCAAAGGACUGUGGUCUCUUUGAUGGACCAAAGCCUACGGUGUUGGAGUCCUGCAGUUUCAGUGACCUGGCAAUUCUGCUGAGGGGCAACAAAAGGAAAACACAGCCUAUUGAAUUUGGAGCACAUCAGGUAGUAUUAGUUGCAAAUGAAACAGCAAAGGAGAAGAUACCCGAGGAACUCAGUUUGGCACUUGUACUGACAGUUUAUGAAGCAAAGGGCUUGGAAUUUGAUGAUGUGCUCCUUUAUAACUUUUUCACAGACUCAGAGGCUAGCAAAGAAUGGAAAAUCAUUUCUUCUUACAUUCCUGAUUCAGAUGUGCAAGUAGGAAGCAAACUGCUAAUUGAAAUGCCUUUAGAGGAUGCUACUGCUGUGCAGAAGAGACCUACUUCUUUUAACGUAGAAAUGUACAAGAUGCUGAAUGGAGAACUGAAGCAAUUGUAUACUGCCAUUACAAGAGCCAGGGUCAAUCUUUGGAUCUUUGAUGAAAACAGUGAUAAACGAGCGCCAGCUUUUAAGUAUUUCAUCAAAAGAGGAUUUGUUCAAGUUGUCAAAACAGAUGAAAAUAAAGAUUUGGAUGAUAGCAUGUUUGCUAAAACUUCAUCUCCAGAAGAAUGGAUUGCACAGGGAGAUUACUAUGCUAAACACCAGUUCUGGGAGGUAGCAGCCAAAUGUUACCAAAAGGGAGGAGCAGCUGAGAAGUCAAAGCUGGCCCUGGCACACGAUGCUGUUCUCAAAGUGCACUCGAAGAAAAGCAGCCCCAGAGAAAAACAGAUGGAAUAUAUGACAUUGGCUAAAACUUACUUGGAAUGUGGAGAACCAAAACUGUCACUGAAAUGUCUGUUUCAGUCAAAGGAGUUCCGGCUUUGUGCAGAACUGUGUAAAAAGUUGGGAAAGAUGAAAGAUGCUGCAGUGUACUAUCAGAAAAACCAGUGCUACAAAGAAGCAUCUGAAUGUUAUGAACAAAUCGAGGAGUUUGAUCUGGCAGUUAAGAUGUAUUGUCAAGAGGAGCUCUACGAAGAAGCAGCGAAGGCAGUUGAAAGAUAUGAAGAGAUCUUAAGUGCAAGAGGACAAAUGGUAUCCAAACUCUCAUGUACAGCAAACCAGUUGUAUUUGGAAGCAGCUGCAAAGUACCUGUGUGUGAACAGAAUUGAGGAAAUGAUGCAGGUCCUCUCAAAACUUGACAUAGAGGAUCAGCUUGAGUUUCUGAAGUCUCGUGGAUGCUUGCACCGGACUGCAGACUUACUGAAAAGAGAAGGUCGACAAGAAGAAGCUGCAAAACUAAUGAAACAACAUGGGUUUGCUCUUGAAGCAGCUAACCUCACAGCAGUAAAGGAGUUUCGUGCAUCUUGUUUGCUUGCUGCAGUUCGUGCUGGUACAACUUGUUCAGAGUCCACCUCUGACCUGGUGGACAGAGAGGUCAUGCUAAGAGAAGCCCUUGAGCUUUGUGAACAAACUAAUCAGAAGUCAGGCAUUGCUGAGGCUUUGUUUUUGCAGGGAGCUCUGAAGGGAGACUUUGAAAAGCUGAGCAACGCAUACUGUCAGUUUCUAUCUGUGAAUCAUUCUGCUGGUGCAGUUGAAGUUCUCUUUGUGCUCUCUCACUGCAGCGCACCAAGCCAGGACAUCCUCUGUAAGGCGACACAUGGCUUAAUGGCUCUCCUGGAUCUGGUUAAAAGUUUAAAGAAAGCAACCACCAAUGUAGAGAAAGAUAUGGUAAAGUCAUGCUUUGCCUAUUUUGGUGUCAUCCCAACAGGUGACAGUUGUUGCCAGGUGUCUCAAAAUGAAGCCGAACCCAUCCUCAAGUUUUUGUUAGAUAAGGCAAGUCUAAAAGAGAGGAAAACAAAAGGCAAUUUCUCAGUAAGCACAGAGGCAGUAAAAUCAGCUUUGAAGCAGCACUUGCUAAGCAGGUUGUGCUCUAUCACCCAUGAGUUACUGAACAAGCAUUACCCCGAUAUUUGUAUGAAGUUCAUUGUUGGCUUGAACUGUGAGGAUACAACCUGUGAGGAUUUUCAUAAGCCCUUGAUGCGCCAUGAAGCAAGGAUGGUAUUUCAGUGUAAAAUGCAUCUAUCAGCAAUAUAUGGACUGCUCUUGGAAGCCACACACACUUUCCCUAAAGAGCUGCUGAGUCACUGCAAAAGCUUUGAUGGUCUUUUGACUUCUGACAAGUAUGUGUCAUGUAAAGCCCUUCUCGAAACAUUUUUCCCUAGUCAUUUCCAUUUGAGAAUACUGUCAGAGAACCCAAAGGCAUGUAAAGAAAUACUGGGAUUUAGUAACAUUACUUCCAAACCAUGUCGAGCAAUGUUGAAUGAAUACAUCUCAUUUAAGUUUAAAAAUGAAGAUGCUAGAGCCAGAAGAGAAUCAAGUGACUUGUGGCUAAGUGCCAUGAAAGUUUUUCUCUUAUCUUCCGGAUAUCCUGAAGAAUUUGAGAAGCUGCUUUUUAAGGAAGAGGACGAUUAUAACAGAGAGCUAAGCCUUGCUUUGUCAAAGGCAAAAAACGCCCCAAAAAGUAAAAGCCAAGGAGGAAAGAUCAAAGGAAUAGAUGGCAGGCAUGGUAUGUUGCAACCUGACAAGAAAACUGAAAAUGCAGGGAGAACACACUUGUGCUUCAUUCGACUCCUUCAAAGUUCAUUUGAACAAUUCUAUGUUUAUAAGAACCCUGAAAGCUGUAAAAGGCUGUUUUUCCGAUUUAUGAACGUCCUGGUCAAGAAAUGCACAAGGUACCUGAUUCCAAGCAUAGGAAAUACAGUAAUGUUGUUGGAAUUCCAGUAUAUUAUCUGUUGUGCUGUGCUGAUGCGACUCAACAAGAAUGUGACUCUGUGCCUUCCCAAGAGUUACAUUGCUCUCGUUCAUUAUUGGGAUUUUUUGUUCAGAAACAAGGGCCGUAGCAAAGAAUUCACAGAGACAUUUUCCAUUAUACAAGAGUAUAGACCAAAAGACAUACUUGUAGCUGAACAGAAUUUCAGAUUUCAUCUCUGUUACCUGGCAAAAAUUUUGUGUGGAGUUCAUGAGAAUUUCAGCGUCCUUCUGGAUGCUUUUGAGGAUCCCGACUGUGUAACUUCAGGAGAGGCUGAGCGAACUGUAGUGCUGAGCUUAGUGAUGAUACUGAAUGCUGAUCAGGUGCAGAAUUCUAUGUGUAAAUAUCUGCUAAGCCAACUCUUUCCUGAAAUAAGGGCGAUGCUGAAAUCAAUGAGAAAAGACUCUCCCUCAAAAGUGCCUGUAAGAUUACUGAAGGUCGUGGAACAAGUGGCUGGUGCUUCAAGUGUAAGAGAAGUCGCUGCAAGCUUGCAAGAGCUUCUGAUAGAGCGAGAUGAGGAGUACUUAUUUGACUGCCGAUGGAGGUGGGACUGUGUGUAUGCUCAGGGGUAUGCACCCAUCCGGGGUAUCCUGUAUGAAAACGUAAAUUUUGACAGGUUUAUAACCUCUUUGGAUAAAACAGAAUAUGCUGAUGAGAUAGAGAAGGAACUCGAAAGCGAUCAGUGCUUAGAGGACCAGAAGGAUCCCCUGGAAGUGAUUGCAUUCAACAAGCAACAGAAGCAAGAGCAGAAAGCAUCUGCUCUACGCCAGCUGUAUCGCGUCUUCCACUUUGGUUUUGUGUGCAUGAGGUGGAAAAGGAAGGCCUGCUGCAAAGCAGAGCCUGUAGCAGUGAAAGGAGAGGAAUUUUUAUCAGAUAUCUUCAAAAAAGCAGAUAUUGACCAAACCCAGUGUGACCUCUGUGGAGUCAGAUUUAUCCAGAGCUCUGAGAACUAUUUCGGCCAGGCUGAAAGCGUGGAGGCAGACACUGCCGAAGCUGUGACACCGACAGAAGAAAAGAUGCAGGUGGAAGGAAAUGCAAUUGUUGCAGCCAACGAGGCCUAUAUUGAGCACAGAAACACAGAUGAACACAGAAAUAAUAAUGCUGCCUACAAAAACUAUGCUGACUUUUUCAGAAGAAAGAUAGAUCCGAAAAUACGUGACGGACUGGAUGUAGUGGAGGCCAUUACAGAAAAGACUUAUACUCAAGACCAUUUAGCCUAUAAAGAAGGUUCCAACUUACGCCAGAGAAAAAUCAAAGAGAAUAUUAAGAAGAUUUCAGAUGCAGUAGAGGAAAUCUAUGAGAGAAAAGCCUGGGCUGAAGCUGAAGAAAUAAUAACUGAACAUGCCAACAAAUUGUUUGCUGUCACUGAUGAGGCUUGUAAGUGGCUGAAGAAAAUGGAUUUACAGAGAAUAAAGGAAGAAGACUUUGUGCAUGAUAGAGACUUGGAAAAUGAAGUAGAAGAUGAAAGCAUGGCUUUUGAAGAACUUGCUUAUAAAAAACCAUCAAGAAAAAAAGGAAGAUGUGGGAAAUGGUGAUCAGAAAAAAUAUGCAGCUGCUAUUCUGUCCUCUGGUAAUCUAAUGUUAGAAUAAAAUAUUAGGCUUAUUAAAAAGAAGAAUAGAGUGUUGGGGUCAGAAAUUGUAAGAAUGUGAAGAAAAAAGCAACUUGUUCAGUUGUUAACACUUCUGUCAGAGUAAUGAUUUGUGCUGAUGAUGUAGCUGAUAAAACCUAUGAGAGGACAGAUUUCCUUUCACAUCUACAUUGCCUCUUGAAAGUAACCAAAAGCCAAAGAAACCAGCAAGUAGGAAGAAGCAGUCAUGUUUUGGCCUUAUCUCAGGGGUAUUUUUCUACCAAGUCUUCAUUAUUUUUUUUUUUCUUCUCUGUUAAUUGACAUAAUCAUUCUUCUGAGCUGGAACACUCAGAAAAAAAGACAGCUUCUCUGAUUUUAAGAGGUUUUAAUUUCUGUUUUUAGAUUACCACUGUAAACUUACUGUCCCUUGAGUCUUGUGCUUGGAAAUGUUUAAGUCGCCAGGUGAGGUACUUGGGGUACCUCUCUUCCAUAUUUUUAUAGACAAGAAUGAUCAUUCCUAGGCUUGUUCAUGUUUGGUUUUUUUGACAAUGUACAUACUUCUAAUUAGAUAAACAAGGAAAUCUUGACGUUUCUUCUCUUUCAUAAAGUUUUGAUAUAAACUGUUACCUGUACGUAUUGAAAUAUAGAUAAUCUCUCUUUUAAAAGUAUUACAUGGUGUUUUAUAAAUUUCAAUCAAAGAAAGCCUUUUGUAAUGUUCAAUAGCAUUUUAUAAAAUUUGUAAGACAGUUAAAA